Messenger RNA from Habropoda laboriosa, 1509 nucleotides. It is a transcript of the gene phtm, whose product is annotated as cytochrome P450 306a1. Gene Ontology annotation, biological process: xenobiotic metabolic process. Gene Ontology annotation, molecular function: heme binding; oxidoreductase activity, acting on paired donors, with incorporation or reduction of molecular oxygen, reduced flavin or flavoprotein as one donor, and incorporation of one atom of oxygen; iron ion binding. Gene Ontology annotation, cellular component: cytoplasm; intracellular membrane-bounded organelle. Lineage: Eukaryota; Metazoa; Arthropoda; Insecta; Hymenoptera; Apidae. The coding region runs from base 1 to 1509 and encodes 502 amino acids. The transcript has 7 exons. The record is from RefSeq and is a predicted model, not a curated record.
AUGAGUUUCCUUUACGCGAUACUCUUCCUAUCCUUUUCCCUAUUCCUAUGUGUUUUUCUGAAGAAUCGAAAGGUGCGUCGUCAUUUGCCUCCUGGUCCUUGGCAACUUCCAUUCGUUGGCUACCUUCCAUGGAUCGACGAGGAAAAGCCGCACGAAACGCUGACGAAUCUCACCAGAAUAUACGGUCCUGUGUGUGGACUUCGUAUGGGUUCCGUCUACACUGUUCUAUUGUCGGAUCCCCGACUAAUUAAACAGACUUUUGGGAAGGAUGCGUUCACGGGCAGAGCACCGCUUUACCUUACACAUGGGGUUAUGCAAGGAUACGGUCUAGUUUGUGCCGAGGGCGAACGAUGGAGAGAUCAAAGAAAAUUCGUCAGCAACUGUUUGCGAAACUUUGGAAUGGUAAAACACGAAGGACCGAGGCGAGAAAAAAUGGAGAAAAGGAUAUUGGAUGCAGCCAACGAAUGCGUAUCGGUACUGGGAAACCGGGCGGCGAAUGGACCGAUGGAUCCACUCGACUCGCUACAUCACUGCAUGGGCAAUCUUAUUAAUAGCAUCGUGUUUGGGAAAACGUACGAGGAAGAUGAACAAGUGUGGAAAUGGCUGAGACAUUUGCAGGAAGAAGGUGUGAAGCAAAUAGGCGUCGCUGGCCCUCUCAACUUUUUACCCUUCCUCAGAUUUCUACCAAGAUACGGACGAACGAUACGGUCUAUCGUUGAUGGAAAGGAGAGAACGCAUGAAAUAUAUCGAGGUAUACUGGACGAAUAUCGUGCACGAAUCACCACGCAAACGAUAGAAGAAGCAAAUACAACUGAGAGCUUUUUAGCAGCAUUCGAGGAACAAAUGAGAAAGAGAGACACCGCCGAGUCUGGCUAUUACACCGAACCUCAACUCUACCAUUUGUUGGCGGACCUUUUUGGUGCCGGAACCGACACCACUCUUACUACCCUUCGUUGGUUCCUUUUAUUCAUGGCUGCCUACCCUACGGAACAGGAAAAGGUCCAAUCGGAGAUGGAUCGAUGUUUGAAGGAACGAGAGCAACAACCGACUUUGAACGAUCGAAUCGCCAUGCCUCGUCUUGAAGCUGCUUUAGCCGAAGUGCAAAGAUUAAGGAGCGUUACGCCUCUCGGUAUCCCACAUGGAACGUCAGAGGACACGCGAAUUGGUGAUUACGAUAUACCGCGAGGUGCUAUGGUCGUGCCGAUGCAGUGGGCCGUUCAUACCGAUCCUGCUUACUGGCAACAUCCUUUCGAGUUCCGACCCGACAGAUUCCUCGCCGAGGAUGGAACUUUCUUCAAACCGGAAUCGUUUCUCCCCUUCCAAAGUGGGAAACGCGUCUGCGUUGGAGAAGAACUCGCUAGGAUGAUACUAUUUCUCUUUGCCGGAAGGAUACUACGUGCAUUCGUUAUAUCUGUACCACCCAACGAACCUGUCGAUCUCGAAGGCGAGUGUGGUAUCACACUCGUUCCAAAACCACAUCGCUUGACGUUUGUCAGAAGAAAUCUGUAA